Molecule: messenger RNA, 3923 nt
Organism: Dermochelys coriacea (leatherback sea turtle)
Lineage: Eukaryota; Metazoa; Chordata; Testudines; Dermochelyidae
Gene: B3GALNT2
Product: beta-1,3-N-acetylgalactosaminyltransferase 2
Exons: 14
Coding region: 274-1695 (473 amino acids)
Cellular component (GO): membrane
Molecular function (GO): hexosyltransferase activity
Source: RefSeq, a predicted model, not a curated record
GGGGCGGGGAAGGGGCCGGCGGCCAAUGCGCAAUUGGCUGGUGCUGCUGUGCCCGUGCGCGCUCGGGGUCGCGCUGCACCUCUGGCUGCUGCUCGGCGGCCCCGGGAGGCACCCGGCAGGUCGACACUCCCCCGUCAACUCAGCCUACACUUCUCACUCCGGUCGAGUAUUGGAGUCAACGAGAAAGCGCUUGGUGGUCAAUUUAUUGCGUCUUCACUAGAUGCAAUAAAUCGAUCCCCACUGGAUCAAUCGCUCCAGAGAUCACAUGUAUCAAUGUUCUUGCUUCCUGAAUGGUACAUCAUAGGUCCACUGGCUUUCCUUCCUCAGUGGGAACUGAAACAUUACGAUGUUAUCGUCGGUGUAUUAUCAGCUCGACACAAUCAUGAGCUGCGGAAUGUUAUAAGGAACACUUGGUUCAAGCACUUGAAACAACAUCCAGCUCUGAGCCCUCGUGUCCUUGUGAAGUUUAUAAUAGGUGCACAUGGCUGUGGUGUGCCAGUGGAGGACAGAGAAGAUCCUUACUCCUGCAAACUUCUGAACAUUACUAACCCAGUUUUGAAUCAAGAAAUCGAAGCAUUCAGUCUCCCUGAAGAUACACCUUCAGUGCUUUCUGAAGACCGCAUUGUCAGUGUGAACUUCCGAGUUCUUUACCCCAUCGUCAUUACUAGUCUUGGGGUAUUUUAUGAUGUUACUGGUGUGGGAUUCCAGAGGAAUAUCACUGUAAAACUGUACCAGGCAGAACAGGAGGAAGCUCUCUUCAGUGCUCGCUUUAGCCCACCUAGCUGUGGAGUGCAAGUUAACAGAUUGUGGUACAAACCUGUAGAACAGUUCAUUUUGCCAGAGAGUUUUGAAGGUACUAUUGUGUGGGAAAGCCAGGACCUUCAAGGCCUUGUUUCUAGGAAUCUUCACAAAGUGAUGGUUAAUGAUGGAGGAGGAGUUCUUAGAGUCUCUACGACAGGAGAAGGUUCAUGGCCACAUGAAUUCACAGAAGGUGUGGAAGGAAUAGCAGGAGGCUUUAUUUACACUAUUCAAGAAGGUGGUGAUCUUUUACAAAGCCUUCAUACUCGCCCUGAAAGGUUUGUAAACCACUUAAAAAACCUUGAAGAGGAGGAUGCAUUAUUGAAGGAAGAAAGCGGAGCCUAUGAUGAUAUUGUUUUUGUAGAUGUUGUUGACACCUACAGAAAUGUUCCAGCCAAAUUACUGAACUUCUACCGAUGGACAGUAGAAUCAGCUAACUUUGAUUUGUUGCUGAAGACAGAUGACGACUGUUACAUAAAUUUGGAAGCUGUGUUCAACAGGAUAAUGCACGAAAAACUCGACAGGCCAAAUAUCUGGUGGGGAAAUUUCAGACUAAAUUGGGCCGUUGAUCGGACGGGGAAGUGGCAAGAACUGGAGUAUCCCAGUCCAGCAUACCCUGCCUUUGCCUGUGGGUCUGGUUAUGUUAUCUCCAAAGACAUUGUUCAAUGGUUGGCAAGCAACUCUGAAAGACUCAAGACAUACCAGGGUGAAGAUGUGAGUAUGGGCAUUUGGAUGGCAGCUAUAGGGCCUAAGCGAUAUCAGGACAGCCUCUGGUUGUGUGAGAAGACGUGUGAAAAGGGAAUGCUGUCUUCCCCUCAGUAUUCUCCCCAGGAACUAACAGAGCUCUGGAAAGUGAAGGAAUUACAUGGAGAUCCUUGUAGAUGUGAGGAAAGAUGAUAAAGACAUGUGAAGAUAUACAAUCAGGACUGCUAAGGUGGUGUUUAAUAGUGGAAAUUUUACCUAUAAUGUAAUUAAUAUUUGCCCAUCCUUUUUGAUAAAAAUUGACUGAUACUGUCCAGAGAAGCAUUUCUCUAGGUGAGGUGUUAAUUUGACAAACAAAGUUUGACUUUGUAAAAAAAGGAAAUUAUCUUAAAAGGACUAAAUGUGCACAUAAAGCUCUAGAUUUCUAUUGGGAUGAUGAGAGGUGCAGAACCACUGGUAUCCAUGAGAGUCAGCAGGUGCAAGGUUCCAUGCCAGCAUAUCUAAUUACAGGAUUAAUGUAAUCUGCGAACUGGGGGUGGGGGAGGGAAUAAGGAUGGUAAAGGGUACUUGCUCAUAUGGGGCUAGGAUAGUUAUCUUCUAGGAUUUAUAUUGAGGUUGUGUAUACGUCUUAGUGAUUUGGAUGAGAUUAUGAUGCAAGAUAUCAAACUUUGCUUAUACCAAAACUUGAAUUACAACCAAUAUCAGAAAGAUGCAAAUUCCUUUGAAUCUGGUUAUAACUAUCUAGAUAAAAAGUUUGAGCAACAUACAAACUGCAUAGCUCCACAGUAUGCUGACAAGUUAUUUUGAAUAAAUCCUCCAAUUCAACAGCUUAAUCUUAAUGGUGAUCUUUUUUCCCUAUAGAUGUGUAAAUAGGAUAUAGCAACAAGAUCAGAAUACAGAUCUAAACUUUCCACACUCCUUUCUAGGUACCUCGCUAUAGUGAGUGGUGUUACAAAAACUCUCUCUCCCCCCCCCCCCCGGAAUACUUUUUCCUCUCUUCCUUAAAGCAGAGUUUAAGUGCCCUUACCUAGUGCAACAGCAAUUGUCCUUGUAAUCAAAAUUUGUAAAAGUCACAUGUUCUGAGUAAAAGUGAUUCUUCUAUAGAAAUUCACUGCACAAAACCAUGCUAAUAAUCCAUUUAAUCUGGGAAUUUAAAAGAACCCCUGCAAUUAUGCACCAAUUUUUUUUAUUGAAAAUAUACAUGCAGGAGUUGAAGCAUCAUUUCAAAUAAACUGGGACAGCAGGCUAUGAAAUCCACAUUAAAUAUGUGCAAGAAGAGUGGCACAAAUUGCAGAUGCUCUCAUGGUGUAGCCUGUGGACUCCUCUUCUGAAGUUGCAUUUAAAAAAAAGUUACCACCGUACUAAUAUAGAGUCUCCAUUUUCUAUAGAGUAAAACUGCAAGGGCUUUAGGUCAUUUUCUAGUUCAAUUUCUUUGCCUUCCAUCUAGAAAAAGAAGAAAUUCAGACAGGCUCUUAAUGUACACACUUAAGCAAGUCUUUUGGUAACUUUUUCCCCUGACCAUCUUUCAAGUCUAAAGGAGUUAGAUUCUCACUGACUGCCAGGGCCUGAUCCGACUUUAUACUAUUUUUAGGGCCUUAUCCAACUUCCAUUUAAAGACUGCUGGCCUUUAAGUGAAAUCUGUUUCAUUCUAUAGUAUUUUAGAAUGCAGUGUUGACUUUUUAAAUACAACUUGUAUUACUUACUUUAGAACUUUCAUAGGACAGUUUCAGUUCUGAACCAGGAAUUUUAAGUAGACGAUACAGCAAGCCUUUGACCUUCUGAAUAGUCAUAGAAUCUGUCAAGAAAAAUCAAGUAUUUAAUCAGGCAACCUGAUUAUGUACUUACAUCCUUGCAGCUUUUAAGUUUUACCAGAUCAUAUUGUCAGUCAAAUAUGACUAUUUCUGAAUCAGUUCUAACAUCAGUAGACUGAUAACAUGCUACAACCUAAAAAUAUUUUCAUGCAACAUAGCUUCAUGAUUUAUUUUUCCUUUAAGUGACCUUUAGUAUAGUUUUCAUACCUACCACUCAGAUUUUGGUGUGAUUUCUUUGGCACCAACUUGGUGUCUCAACUUUCGAAGCCAAUGUCAUUGUGGAACAAUUAAUGUAUGUUUCAGGAAUUACAUUAAUUAGUUCCAACCAAACUGCUAGUAGUGUUAUGGAUUUGUUCAUAACAUAGUGCCAAGGUGAUAUUUUUAUAAUGGAACUUUAAGUUUAGUUUGUACAAGAGAGAUUUCCCAUUGUGUGUGCCUGGUAUAGAGUUUUGGCUUUUUUUCAUUCUUUGAAGCUUUAUCUGAAGACACAGCAAUAGUUAUUUCUGUAAUAUCACACAAUGUACGUAGAAAACUAUUUUUCUAUCAAACAUUUUUGUAAAAGUUCUGAUUUUAUGCAACUUGUGAUAAUAAAUGUUUAUUUUAGAAUAAAAA